UUCAAUAUCUCACGAGCUCCGCAUUUUCAAAUAUUUUGGUUAACGAAUUCGAGUGCUGAAUGAUUUUAAAAAUGACUACAGAAAACUUAUCACGAAAAACCCUAAUUGAUUUUUUUUGGAAACGAAUGCGACAGGAUGUGGGUCUGGUUCCACCGCAUCUCGAAAAUAUUUUGAAUAUGGAAGGUUUAUCCGGCAGCAGCAGUCUUGGAGAGAUGACAAUGGCUGAAAUUACUAGCAUUGGAAAAGUAAUGCGAGAUCGUGGUGUUGUACGUGUACGCCAUGAAACAUCCAGCGACACUUCAAAAAGCAUGCGCGACUUCUUUCGCGAUUACGAGAAAACGCCAGAUCUAUUCACUUUUUCUGUCGGUGAUAAAUUAGUUCUUCGUUCUAUAAUGUCAGCCGUGAAGUUAAACGGUAUAUGUAGAUACAUUCCGAUUUCAAAUCAGGCAGUAAAAACAUCAUCGUUAGAUGAAAAUGACGAAAGAGAUACCCUUAUUACACGCAUUAAGCAACAGCUUUCGAAAUGGCCUCUGGACAAUCAGCGUAAUCGGGAUCUGUUCGAUUCUAUUGGUGACCUUGGCAUUUGCUGUGAACGUGGUACAGGAGGGCGAGUGAUUGCAUGGGUUACAUGCAUGAUUGGCGGGCGCUCUAAAGACCGUUCUUCGAAAAUUGCUGUCAAAGAGCUCAAGGUUAUACGGGAGCCUACUCGGAGUUGGCCUGUGAACAACCUUCUUGUCCAUUUCGACAAGCAUGUGAAUUCAACAGAAAAGCAACUUCACCGCAAAAGAAAAACGAAGUUUGAUCGAGAGGCCUGCGACCAAGGCAUUGCCACCAGCAGUGAUAAUUUCGAGCAGCAGAAAAACAUAACAAUUUUCGGAGUUGAUGAAUCAGACUUACAAUGCCAGAUAUGCACAGAAAGUGAUUGUGCACCGGUUGAUUCCAAUAUGCAACGAGGCAUACCUCAGACAUUUCACAUUGACCCAUUUGAAAUGUCAAACCGAGAGCAGCCUGACACGCCGCCACUUGACUAUUCAGCAGAAGAGUAUUACGAAAACGGCAUUAACGUUGGCCAAUCGGCUAUGGCGACAUCAGCGGAUCAGCAUCAUGGCACAGUCUUAUUGAAACUGUUUUCGAUGUUUCAACGGACUGUGAUGAAUUGAAGCAGACAGAAGCCCAUAUUCAGCAUAAGUCUUUCGAUGAUUCCGAAGAGUAUCUGGAAGUCUGUAACGAAA
Messenger RNA from Wyeomyia smithii (pitcher-plant mosquito), 1232 nucleotides. RefSeq lists its product as uncharacterized. Bases 60 to 1160 code for a protein of 366 amino acids. Lineage: Eukaryota; Metazoa; Arthropoda; Insecta; Diptera; Culicidae. The transcript is spliced from 3 exons. The record is from RefSeq and is a predicted model, not a curated record.